Messenger RNA from Folsomia candida, 1021 nucleotides. It is a transcript of the gene Taf9, whose product is annotated as transcription initiation factor TFIID subunit 9. The transcript is spliced from 5 exons. The coding region runs from base 163 to 801 and encodes 212 amino acids. Gene Ontology annotation, molecular function: RNA polymerase II general transcription initiation factor activity; protein heterodimerization activity; transcription coactivator activity. Gene Ontology annotation, biological process: RNA polymerase II preinitiation complex assembly; DNA-templated transcription initiation. Lineage: Eukaryota; Metazoa; Arthropoda; Collembola; Entomobryomorpha; Isotomidae. Gene Ontology annotation, cellular component: transcription factor TFIID complex; SAGA complex. The record is from RefSeq and is a predicted model, not a curated record.
CCAUGCAAAUCAAACCUGAAUGCUCCGGGGCAGCCAAAUCAACACAAGAAAACUUUGAUUUUUCCGAAAUUUCUGAAAAAUAAUCAAAUUUAAUAUUUACAAUUUUAUUGAGUGCAACAAAAUUAUCCAGAAACUGUGCAGAAAUUCAGUGACGGGAUAAAUAUGGCGUCGUCAAAUCCUGGUCCAGGGGCGGCCGGUCAUUCAACGACAACGAAGCAAUUGCCCAGGGACGCCAUUGUGAUGCAGAGCCUUCUCAAAGAAAUGGGUGUAACCCUACACGAACCAAGAGUGAUAAACCAAAUGUUGGAUUUUGUGUAUCGAUACGUAACAAAUGUUGUGGAGGAGGCUCGAGUUUAUUCUACUUACGCCAAGAAAAAGUCGAUUGAUAUAGACGACAUAAAACUUGCAGUGAAAAUGACGACGAAUAAAUCAUUCACGACUAUUCCCCCAAGAGAAAUGCUGCUAGAACUUGCAAAAAAUAAAAAUAGUCAGCCACUCCCAUUGCUAAAAUCAACUUCAGGCCUUCGCCUUCCUCCCGACCGUUUCUGUCUAACACAGCCCAAUUAUCAUUUGGAAUUUUACAAGAAAGCUGUCGCAAGCAGUAAUUCGCACCCUCCUUCAGCAAAUGUCCGGUUACCUGGGUCUUCAGUAUUUAAAACACCUCAAAAUCCUGGAAGAAUUAUUAGUGGAGUAAAUCCCCCACUUAUCCAAUAUGGAACACCUAGUUCAUUAUCGUCUCAUCUGCAAACGGCAGGAGUUAAAAGAAAAUUGACCGACGAUGAUGCGUGGACCACCCCUUGAAAUUUAAUUUUGUACCAAAGUUAACUCCUUUUUCUGGGUAUCAUGUAAUUUUUUGUAAGACAGAAUUUUUGUAGGAUAAUUCGAAUUACAUAAAGCUCAUCGCCUUGUGCGAAUUUUAUAUGUAAUUUAUUUGUACGUUAAAAAACGUAUGUAUGAUAUUCGUGAUGGUUGUAAUAAACUAGGGUCAUUUUCUCCCAUUUAAUGAUGAUGACUGUCCGAG